Lutra lutra (Eurasian river otter) is the source of this 714-nucleotide messenger RNA. RefSeq lists its product as uncharacterized. NCBI's taxonomy places the organism in Eukaryota, Metazoa, Chordata, Mammalia, Carnivora, Mustelidae. The transcript is spliced from 2 exons. The record is from RefSeq and is a predicted model, not a curated record. The coding region runs from base 1 to 714 and encodes 237 amino acids.
AUGGGGAAGGGAGAUGAGGGAAGGAGAAAAAAAUUUUUUGGGUCUACCUUUAAUCUCCUGAGGUUCCAUAAGGGAUUCCUGGCAAGGAGGGAGACCCACCCACUCGGCGCUCCUUCUAAGGAAAGGAAGUCAAAGACAACGCGAGGCCAGCAUUCUGGCCUUUUCCUGGAGGGGAAUGGCAAAAGGGGGAGAGGUGCCAGAAGCUGGGGCACCGUAAAGGGGUCCCAAAUCAGAAAGGGUCGAAGUUCACGAGGGAGAGGGUCAAGGGUCAGGAAGGCACAGGAGAAGCAAUUUUGGAGGCAAGAGUGCAGAGACUUGGAGUGGCAUUCAGCUUGGAGAAGAAAAUCUCAUCGCAAACUCAACGAUCCCCUCCCGUCAAGUUAUUUCCUCUUACCAGAGCCUGAAGGGCCAGCAGCGACGACACGACAAGUCUCAGGGGCCGAAGUGUUCCCACUUCCGACUCAGCACGGCAACCGGAACUUACGUCACGAUCAGGCGCCGGGCCUUGUGGAAUCUCAUCCGGGCGCCGGAAACAGGGUGUGCCCCUCUGCGCUGGGAACUGGAACGCAAACACCUCCACAGCGCACGCGCUGGCUGGCUGGGCGGGGCGGAAGUGGCCGGAAGUGGCCUUGGGCUCCGGCUGGGCGGGUCGGGGGCGGGUCGGGGGGCGGGGGCAUGGGGCGGUGGUUCGUUAGGAGUUUGGUGAAACACUAG